GGUUGAGGUGAGGCGAGGCGGGAGUGAGGAAGAAGGGGAGCUGAACUGACUCGAGCGAGGUCGAGGGAGCACACAUAGCCCUGCACCUGCAGCCAGCAGCAGUCCACACCACCACAAACCAGUCACAACAAUCAGGAUUGGUAGGAGCCCAUCCCUGCCUUGCUGGCCCUGACCUCCCCCCUCUCCCCCCUCUUGCUCUUCUUUUAAUGGCUUCUCUGUCCCCUCGGUCUCCUGCCUCAGCUCGCUCACCUGCGUACUAGCAGUAGUAGGCUGGGGUUGGGUUGGGUGUGGCUUCAGAAGAGAAUCGAGAGAGAGAGAGAGCACUGCCUCUGAGCUAUUCCUUCCACUUCCAGCGAGUGUUCCAGAGAUUGGGCACAUCACAUAUAGCUAGCUAGCUAGCUACGGUGAGGAGGAACGGGGGAGAAUUUUUCCUUUUCUUUUUGUCAAGCUCCUUGCUUGCUUGGCUGGUUGAUUCUCUUUGAUCCCGGAGCGCGGCCGCCGGUCCAGUCCGCCCAAUCCUCGCUGUUCGUGCGCGCAAGCUCGUGGCCGCCCGCGCCAGAUCUGAGUAGAUUCCAAGAAUCCAAGCACGAACCCGGCGGGGAGUUCUUGGACUUGGACACAGAGAGGGGAAAAAAGGCGGUGGAGAUAGGGAGGCCGGCGGGGAUGCCGGCGAGGAGCUGCGGGGGGAGGGCGUGAUGGCGGCGGUGAUGGACUACUUCAGGUCGUGCUGGGGCGCGCGGUCCCGGGCCGGGCGGCGGGGCAAGAAGGGCUCCGACGCCGCCGGCCGCCAGGACGGGCUGCUGUGGUACAAGGACGCCGGGCAGGCGGCCACCGGCGACUUCUCCAUGGCGGUGGUGCAGGCCAACAACCUGCUGGAGGACCAGAGCCAGGUCGAGUCCGGCUCGCUCUCCAUGGCCGACCCCGGCCCGCAGGGCACCUUCGUCGGCGUCUAUGACGGCCACGGCGGCCCGGAGACCUCCCGCUUCAUCAAUGACAACAUGUUCCACCAUCUCAGAAGAUUUGCAACCGAGCACAAGUGCAUGUCGGCCGAUGUGAUCCGGAAAGCCUUCCAAGCAACCGAGGACGGCUUCCUUUCUGUGGUCAGCAAGGAAUGGUCUGUGAAGCCUCAGAUCGCAGCAGUGGGCUCUUGUUGCCUCGUCGGCGUAAUUUGCUCCGGGACUCUCUACAUCGCAAACGCCGGCGACUCGCGUGCGGUUCUGGGAAGGCUUGUCAAGGCGACCGGUCAGGUUGUGGCCAUGCAGUUAUCGGCAGAGCACAACGCGUGCUACGAGGAAGUUAGGCAGGAGCUACAGUCAUCACACCCUCAUGAUCCACAAAUUGUGGUUCUGAAACACAACGUUUGGCGUGUGAAGGGCCUCAUCCAGAUCUCAAGAUCUAUCGGAGAUGUAUAUCUGAAAAGACCCGAGUAUAACAGAUCACCUCUACAUAGCAAGUUUCGGCUCCGGGAAACCUUCAAGAAGCCAAUUCUUAGUUCUGAACCUGCGAUUGCUGUUCACCAAAUACAACCGAGUGAUCAGUUUGUUAUAUUUGCUUCCGACGGGCUAUGGGAGCACCUCAGCAAUCAGGAAGCAGUUGACCUUGUCCAAAGUAACCCUCGUAAUGGGAUCGCUCGAAAGCUAGUGAAAGCCGCGAUGCAAGAGGCGGCCAAGAAGAGGGAGAUGAGGUACUCGGACCUGAAGAAGAUCGAGCGCGGGGUGCGGCGGCAUUUCCACGACGACAUAACGGUGGUCGUGGUGUUCCUGGACGCGAGCGCCGUGAGCAGGGCGGGGUGGAGCAAGAGCCCGUCGGUGUCGGUCCGAGGGGGCGGCGUGAGCGUCCCCGCCAACUCCCUCGCGCCUUUCUCGGCCCCCGCCAUGGUGAGCAGCACCUACUGAAGGAGAAGAAGAAGAAACCGCCGCGCCGAUGAAGAGAAACUCUAUGAUGGGAGCAUCUGCAGAGAGAGUGCUUCCUGCUGCUGUGAAACUGCUCAGGCUCCACCCGGGUAAUUAAAUUAGCGUACUGAUAGCAAGGUAUAAGGUUAGAUCACCGCCAUUCCGUGGCGACGCAAUCCUCCUCCCCUUUGUUCUUUUAUCUAUCCUUUUUUCUCUUCUCCAAUGAGGGAGGAGGACAAGGUGGCUGUAAAUUUGUCCGGAACAUCGCCGUCUCUUUUCGCAAUAGUCCGUGUUCUUCCA
This is a messenger RNA of Aegilops tauschii subsp. strangulata, 2192 nucleotides long. Its product is annotated as probable protein phosphatase 2C 28. Gene Ontology annotation, molecular function: cation binding; protein serine/threonine phosphatase activity. The record is from RefSeq and is a predicted model, not a curated record. Gene Ontology annotation, biological process: protein dephosphorylation. NCBI's taxonomy places the organism in Eukaryota, Viridiplantae, Streptophyta, Magnoliopsida, Poales, Poaceae.